This is a messenger RNA of Erinaceus europaeus (western European hedgehog), 761 nucleotides long. It is a transcript of the gene NUPR2, whose product is annotated as nuclear protein 2, transcriptional regulator. Bases 243 to 539 code for a protein of 98 amino acids. Gene Ontology annotation, biological process: negative regulation of cell population proliferation; negative regulation of cell cycle; regulation of transcription by RNA polymerase II. The record is from RefSeq and is a predicted model, not a curated record. Gene Ontology annotation, cellular component: nucleus. Lineage: Eukaryota; Metazoa; Chordata; Mammalia; Eulipotyphla; Erinaceidae. The transcript has 2 exons.
ACCGCCAAGAAGUCUUUAACUGUUUUACAUUCAUCUGUUUCCGAUCAUUGCCCAACACGAAAACCUCAGUGGGACUCAGCGGCCCCUGUCCAGGCCCGCGGCUCGCGACUCGCACUGACGUCCGCGCGGGAGCUCAGAGGCUCUGUGACUUCAGGUCUAGGCCCCGCCCCCGAGUCGGAGCCAAUCGGCGCGCGGGGGCGGGGCUUCCAGAAAGGCGCUCGUGCGCCGCCGGCGCGGGAGAGAUGGACCGACCCUCUCGCAGCGCCCGGGCCUCGGCCCCGCCGCCGCCACCCCGGCCGCGGCCGCCCGCGAGCGCCGAGGAGGAGCUGCCCGACUGCCCGGACCACCACUACCUGCGCGACUUCCCGGCCUGCGGGGCGGGGCGCAGCAAGGGUCGGACGCGGCGGGAGCGGGAACUGCGCACCAACUGGCGGGUGCCCGGUGGCCACGAGCGCAAGAUCGCGCAGAAGCUCGUCAACGGGCAGCGCCGGCGGCGCCAGCGGCAGCUGCAGCCCCGGCCGCGGACUCGUCUUGCCUGAGCCGGGAUCCCCAAAGGACCUGAUCAAAGUAUUUUCUCUGACUCCAGCUGUAACUGUGGUCCAAUGAGAGAGAGAAUCCAUGUCGAUCAACAGAACUUUUGGACUUCGCUUAAGUUUACUUUUACUUUAACUGACUGUCUUUUACUUACUGACUGUUAAGUAAGUAACACCCAAGUGGGUAUGCCUUUUUAGGGUUUUUAAUUAAAAAAGGAGCAGCAAGGA